This is a messenger RNA of Paramecium octaurelia, 766 nucleotides long. The record is from the annotation of a GenBank genome assembly. NCBI's taxonomy places the organism in Eukaryota, Ciliophora, Oligohymenophorea, Peniculida, Parameciidae.
AUGGAAAGAACUAAUUUCAAAUUAUUGGGCAUAAAGCACUAUUUCAGAUAUAUUAGUUUAGCCAAAGCUUAUGAGUUUGGAGAAUCUGAUAAUGGGUUUAAAAAAGGUAAAUGGAAAUAUUAGUAUAAAGAUGAAGUGAUGUAUUAAUUAAAUUAAAUAAUUAGCUAAUAUAAUGAAACUGGUCAAAGAAAUGGUAAAUAGGUGAAUAUGUUGGAAGCUUUUUGGGAUUAAUCUCAAGUUACUUAUAACGGUGAAUGUCACAGUAGUAAUAACUUCGGCAGAUGGGAUAUCAUGCAUAGGCGACAUAAAUAUUAACCAUUCGAAUAAAUGUAAAAAAUAUAGAUAAAGUUAAAUAUGUUCAAACAAUUUAUUUUCAGUGGUGGUGGAUCUUAUGACAAAGCAAAUGAUGAUGUUAAGAUUGGCUAGUGGAUUGAUUUGGAUGAAAAUUUCUUGAAUAAAAAACAAGUAACAUUUGUAGGUGAAUAUUAAAAUGGGAAAAAAGUUGGGAUGAAGAAGAUGGAUAGAAUAAACAAAAUUAAUAUUGAAAGUUUAUCAUAAAAUAGUGGAAGUGGUUCUUAUGAAGAAGGAGGUGAUGGUAUUAAGGUAGGGAAGUGGAUUGACUUAGACAAAAAUUUUUGGGAAAGAAAAUAGGUUACUUAUAUUGGCGAGUAUCGAAAUGGUUAAAAAGUUGGGAGGUGAGAUAUUGGCUUCAUUUAAUAGAACAAUCAUGUGCAAGCUAAUUUUCAUAAUCAAAGAGUGUUAAAAG